Caenorhabditis elegans is the source of this 526-nucleotide messenger RNA. It is a transcript of the gene mdt-22, whose product is annotated as Mediator of RNA polymerase II transcription subunit 22. The coding region runs from base 32 to 505 and encodes 157 amino acids. Gene Ontology annotation, biological process: regulation of transcription by RNA polymerase II. Lineage: Eukaryota; Metazoa; Nematoda; Chromadorea; Rhabditida; Rhabditidae. The record is from RefSeq and is marked reviewed. Gene Ontology annotation, cellular component: nucleus; mediator complex. Gene Ontology annotation, molecular function: transcription coregulator activity. The transcript is spliced from 4 exons.
UUUUGUUUUACAACUAUUUAACUUAUUUAAAAUGUCUGGAGUAGCUGGUGGUGCAUCUAAAAAGAGUAGUAGCCGUACUAUGGCUACAAAGAAGCUAAUUAUUGACGAAUUCAAAAGAAGGCUUCGAGAUAAUAUCAAAUCAUUAAACGACAACUUUUUUCACAUUAUUCAAGCUGCCAAGGUCAACCCAGAUGACAACGCCUACAAAAAUCAAACGGGAAAAAUGACCGAAUUCUAUACAACAAAAAAUGAGAUGGCAGUUCGUGCGCAACUCAUGGUUCGUGCUUCAGAUGAGCUAUUAAAACUGACGGCUGAUCUCAAAGAAUUUCUGAUUCUCCACGAUUUUCACUUUUUGACGCAUAACAUCAAGCAAGCUGAAGCACAAUGCGAAGAAACAUUGCGUCAACAAUCUCAUCAGCACAACUGUCUCGAUUCGGAAGUGAGCAAUAUUCUAUUCGAUCUGGAACGCGAAAUCGCGGAAAAUUUCUAUCUUCGUCAUACCUAAUAAAUACGAUCCCUCUUGUGU